AUGACUUCUGCCAUCGCCUGUGGCUUAAUCUUCAGACUUUUCCUUCCCCUCUGCCUCCUGCCAGCUAUUGGUCUGCGUUACAAUGGAUUCUCUCUGGUCUACCUCAUCUUCCUGCUACUGCUGCCUUUAUUCCACGAACCAACAGCUAUCACAAUGCAAGGGCACACUGGACGGUUACUCAAAGCCCUCUGUCUGAUCAGCUUUAUCUUCUUGUUGGUGCAGGUGGGAUUUCAAAUAUCGUUUCUCUACAUCCCAAAUAAUGGAACAAACUGGGAGACAGCACUCUGGCACAUGGGAGUCGUGAGACUGAGUGAGUCGAAUCCCGGGAAUGCCAUCAGGCUGAUCGCACCGGAUGUUGGGAUGCUGAUCGGAAGCUUGGCGUUUCUCAACAUGUGCAGAAGACUAGCGUCAAAGUCAGACCGAGGAAAAUCAUCCCAGGAUCAGCCGGAAGGAGAGGAAGAGGUGGACAGCACUGAAUGUGAGGAAGAGUCUGAGGUCAGCUCUGAGGAGGAGACGGAGAGGGAGGAGGGAGAUGAUGAGGAAGAUAAAGAGGAGGAGCCAGAGGAACCAAAGGAAAAGAAGCCGACCUUAGCUGAGAAGGUGGCGUUGGUCAUGUUGGGCCUUAAAGAAAUGGUGGGAGCCUUGGUGACGACAGCAGGGACCUUUCUUGUGACGCUCCUCUUAUGUUUAGCAGGUAUAGCCCUCCCUUCCCUGACCUCAGCUGUGUACUUCCUCACGUUCCUGGGCUUGGGGUCCUGGUGGGCAUGCCGACGGGGUUUCAGCCUGACCUUCUUCCGCUGCCUGUGUGUAACCAUGGCCAUCAUCAGCGCAACACACCUGACCAUCCUCUACCUGUACCAGCUCCACGCCUUCCAGGCUGCGCUGCCGCCCCAACACCUUGGUGCCAGGUUGCUUGGUAUGUCAGCGCUGAUCAGCACUAACGACACAGAGCCUUGGAGACUGCGCACCCACGGAAGGCAGCCCUGGCCCGUCCUCCUGAACCUCGCCAGCCUGCUCCUGCUGUACUACACCCUGGCCACCAUCAUCCGACAUCUGAUUCUCAGUACUCAAUCAGAGAAGGUUGUUCCCCCAGACGUGGAUGCUGACUGCCCAGACUCCAUGUCAGAACAUAAUAAUGUAGAAAGAGACUUAUGGAAUGUGGAAACAGGUGGGAAAAAGCAACCAUUGAUUUACCCUGUAAGUGGAAAUACAAUAGAACUCAUCAUUCCACAUGACAAGCCCCAGAGGAACAAUAACUGUCUGCCGGGACAAAUGUUCUCCUCUCCAGUGUACCCUCAGCAUCCCUCCCACUCGGAUAAGAUUACCGAUGUAACACACAGCAUGGAGGAUUACACUGAGACGGAGAUGCAGAAGGACAAUGGGAGUGACCAGCCCAGCAGCUUAGUGAUAAUUGGCCAAUUCAUCAUGAAGCAGAGCUAUAUCUGUGCCCUCAUAAUCAUGAUGGUCUGGAGCAUCACUUACAACAGCUGGCUGACCUUCGCUCUGCUCAUCUGGUCCUGUAUUAUUUGGAUGUUGCGUGACCGCCAGCGAUACGCGAAACUGAGCUCCCCGUUUCUGGUGGUCUAUGGCAACCUCCUGGUUGUCCAGCAGUUCUUUGUUGGCUUACAACUGAGUGAGGCUGAGCUGUUCCCUGAUGUGGCCAAAGCUGCCCUCAUUGACUUUGACCUGAAGAGGUCGAACGCACCCUGUGUGGAUUUGGGAGCCAAGAUUUUCUAUGCAUCCAUCUUCUGGUUGUUACUCCGUCAAUACUUGACUGAAAAAGAGGAAAUGAGAACACAGUCACAGACACUUCUCAGUGAGGUCAGCUCGCAACAGACAGACAGUGCACAGAAGGAAGGGGAGCUUGUCGCAGUAAUGGGCUCUUUUGUUAAGGGGUUAUUGGUGAAGUACUGGAUCUACUGCUGUGGUGCAAUGUUCUUCCUUGUUAGCUUCACUGGGAGAGUAAUGGUCUACAAGAUCCUCUACAUCAUGCUUUUCCUCUUCUGUGUGGCCCUAUACCAGAUACAUUAUGAGUGGUGGCGACGAAUCCUGAAGUAUUUCUGGAUCACGGUGGUUUCUUACUCGAUGGGAGUGCUUAUCUUCAUCUACACCUAUCAGUUUAAAACUGUCUCCGGUCUCUUGCAGCAAGUAAUGGGAAUAUCUGAGGACAGUCUGAACGAUAUGGGCCUCGAGCAAUACGACACAGCAGAGCUCUUCACCAGAAUCCUGUUGCCCUCAGCCUUCCUGCUGGCCUGUAUACUGCAGCUCCAUUACUUCCACGAGCACUUCCUCAGCCUCACAGACUGCGAGAAUUUUACCCCCCGGGAGGACAACACCACAUACAGGUAAAGUCACCGGCCUUCAAUUAUACUCGAUCGGCUGAAUGGCCUUCUUCGCUACCUCAAAGUGCAGAGUCGUAUUACCAUCCUAUCCCACAGCAUCAAAGCCAGUAUUGAGAAAGUGCAGCAGAGGUUGGCCUCCAAGCACAAGAAUGAUGUUAAAAUGUCCAGCAACGACACCUUAAAUAACCUGGACUUUCAAGACAAAGAACCGAGUUUGGAACAAGAAGAGGUGCCAGAGAUCUCAGUUCCAGCAGAAUCCCCAAGGCCAUGGAGCAUGGUGGUUGAUCGGAUGACUUCCCUUUUGCUGAAGUUCUUGGAGCUGACCCAUAAAGCCCAGGUCCUGGGGUGGAGACUCCUGGAGCUUCACAUCAUAAAGAUAAUCUCCUCCUGUAUCAUCUGGAUCACACUCAAAGAGGUCUCUCUGAUGAACUACGUGCUCCUUAUCCUAUGGGUCUUUGCCUUGCCUUAUUCCUCAUUCCGUCCAUUGGCCUCCAGCAUCUCCACUGUGUGGACUUGUGUCAUGAUCCUGUGUAAGAUGAUGUACCAGCUCAAGUUUGUCAACCCAGCCGAGUAUUCUGCAAACUGUACUCUGGUAAGCUGGUCAGACCCUCAAAUUCCUCACACCUUCCUGAAUAUGUCCUCCCUGUACUCUGGCCCCAUCGACCCUGCCUUCUGGUUCGGGGCACUGAGGAAGUGUGAGAGCAAUGUCCUGCCCUGCCUCAAGAACCAUCUCUGCAUCCUCGGGUUGUUGGCCUUUGAGGCCACAGUAUUUCGCCACCAGCUGUACUACAGGCUGCACAAUGGGCUCAAACCUCCUAUAACAGGAACCCUUUUUGGGAACAUCACCCGGUUUCACCUUGACGAUGGGCUGAUGAACUGCAUCCGAUAUUUUGUGAACUAUCUCUUCUACAAAUUUGGGCUGGAGAUCUGCUUCAUGUUGGCUGUAAACCUCAUUGGACAGCGCAUGGACAUGUAUGCAGGUGUCCACGCCCUGUGGCUGGUGGCUGUGCUCUAUCGGCGCCGGAGAAAGGCCAUCGCUGAGAUCUGGCCAAAGUAUUGUUGCUUCAUGGCCUGCAUCAUCGUGCUCCAGUACCUGCUGUGUAUCGGGAUCCCUCCAGUGCUCUGCAAAGACUACCCUUGGAGUACAGACAGCAGUCUGAUCUUAAAUCUCAUUAAGUGGCUGUAUCUGCCAGACUUCACAAAGAGACCCAACGCGCUGUUCCUGAUGUAUGACUUCCUGCUCCUGUUAUUCGCAUCAAUACAAUGGCAGGUCUUUGAGGAUGAGAACACCACGUCCAUUCGGAUGAUAGCUGGGGACAACGUGGAAAUCAGCCGUAGUUUAGACCCAGCCACCAUCAACCAAUAUAUCCCUGUGCCUAACUUCCUCCAUUGUAGGUCGUACUUAGACAUGCUGAAAGUGAUCAUCUUCAGCUACUUGUUCUGGUUUGUUCUCUGCCUGAUCUUCAUCACCGGGACAAUCAGGAUCAACAUCUUCUGUAUGGGCUACCUGGUGGCCUGUUUCUACUUCCUGCUCUCCGGAGCACAGCUCCUCCUGAAGCCGGUCAAGGUCAUCCUCAGGCAGUGGGACUACCUCAUCGGUUACACCAUACUUGUGAUCGUGCUGAAGAAUUUCCUUUCAAUUGGCUCCUGUGUGUACCUGAAGCUGUUGCUGAAGAGUCACUGCUGGCUGGUGCAGACCCUUGGCAUGGCCUGCACCAUCAAGGAGUACGAGCUGCCGGACGCGGAGAGCCUGAAAAAGGGGUGUGAGGUCCCAGAGGAAGAAGCUGGUAUUAUGUGGGACAGCACCUGUUUCCUCUUUCUCCUUGCCCAGAGGAGGGUCUUUCUCAGUUACUACUUCCUGUACGUAGUGGCGGACCUGAAUGCCUCCAAGAUCCUCGCAGCCAGAGGAGCUGAGUUAUUUGAAGCCAAGAUUAAGAAAGGAGUCUCUGCCCGGCUGGUCCAAGAGAAGAAAUCCAUGGAGCAGCUCAAGAAACAGAUGGAGCAGAUUAAGGCGAAACAGGAGAAAUACCAGGCGUCGAAAGCCAAGGUCCCGAAACCCAACAAUGAUUCAGAACAUUUGCUGGACGGGGAGCAACUGCAGAUUGAAGACCACCAACCAGGUGACGACACAGGUGAAGAAAAGAAGAAGUGGUGGCAGCCAUGGAUCACACACUGUAGCAUGAUUCAAAGCGGGAGUUAUUACCUGUUCGACACAGACAGUGAGGAUGAGGGUAAGGAGGAGGAGGAAGAAACGCCCAAAAAUGAGGCCAAGAAAUCCUCAGCAUUUCAGUUGGCUUAUAUCGCCUUAAUCAAAGACUCAAAAGCUGCCGUCAAAGAAAGAGACAAAGAGCUCAAGCAGCUGAAGAGAGCUGAGCAGAAGAAGGAGAAGCUGGAGAGGAAGAAGCAGCAAGGCAUUGAGAGAGCAGACUCCAGUGAGGAUGAAUUGGACGCACCCAGUAUCGUUGACGACAGCCCAGCUCAACCAGAUAACCUGCUCCAAAGAGGGCUGAAUAUCCUGAGCUUUGCCUGGAUGUUUGUCCAAGCCCUGCUGGACAGCCUGAUUGAGCUGGUCAGGUCUAUUUCCAAGGAUUACACGGAUGUCUCCACUGUUCUCAGGAUUGAGAGAUCCAUUUUAAGGAGCGAAUUGAAACAGGGUAAGUUACCGACCCAGGACAGCAUCUAUCGCUUUUACAACAACAAACUGAGGAGACAAGCUUCCUUCGACUAUGUUGAGGCUGCGGAUGAGUUGAUAACAGACAGACGUGAGACAACGCGAUUCCCAGGCUUCCAGAUGGCAGCCAGUACUGAUUCCAUCUUCUCUAGAGAGAGCAGUUUGUCCAGUUGUACCACUGAAGGAACCACAUUGUAUUCAAGGCAGACGACCAUCGAGUUCCUGGAUGACCAAGAUGAGGCCAGCCUGGGUCUCCCGAAGCCGAGUACUCGAGUAAAGUGGAAACUCCAGAAGAUGGCCAAUGUUGAUCUCUCCUCCUCAAUGGAAAAUGUCCUCUCCAGUUCGCCAACUCAGUCCAGCAACCUGAGUCUAUGGCAAGGCAGAAGAGAUACCAUCGAGGAGGUGGGAGAUGAAGAUGAAGCUAUGAUGAGUAGCACCUUGGACAUUCCGCCCACUUACAGCCUCGUCAGCCACAGUCUUGAUUUCUCAACGGAGGAGUCUCACGAGGAGCUUGAGCAGGAGAUGUCACAGCCUCUCACCCCUCAGAGUCGCUUGCUGACAGCCAGUGAUCUGCUCCUCAACAAGAUGUUUCACGAUUCGGACCUGGAGGAGUCUGAGCGGUUCUACCACAGAUUGCCGCGCUUGCUGAAGCUGCUGUUUGCCUUGUACGACACGAUGGCGGCUCAGUCAGACAUGCUGUGCUACUUUGUCAUCAUCCUCAACCACAUCGUCUCGGCCUCGGUGCUCACCCUGGUUCUGCCCGUCCUGGUCUUCCUCUGGGGAAUGCUCUCCGUGCCUCGGCCCAAGAAGCGCUUCUGGAUGCUGGCCAUCCUGUACACUGAGAUCACAGUAGUCGUCAAGUAUUGCUUUCAGUUUGGCUUUUUUCCCUGGACCACCUCAGCCGCUCGGGUCAGGAAUGCCGACCAGCCCUUUUACCUCCCAAACAUAGUGGGCGUUGAGAAGAAAGAUGGCUACGUGCACUAUGAUCUCAUCCAGCUCCUCGCACUGUUCCUGCACAGGUCAAUUCUCAAGUGUCACGGGCUUUGGGACUCCCAGGACGACGUGAAGGAGAAAGACUGGACAGAGAAUGGAAAGCAAGCAGGAGAGAAUGGAGAAAAUUCAGCCUAUUGCCACAUGGAGCCCCUGCAAACCAUCAAAUUGCAGGAUGGGCUGAAGUCCGCUGGCAGCAGGAGGAGGCACAGGCGGGCAUCACCUCGGACGGGUAAAGAGGGCGAGACAAAGCCUCCGAAGAAGAAAUCGACGAAGAAAAGGAAAUGCUGUCAAUUACCAAAGCUGAAAAAGGGGCUCUUAAAGGAGAUGAUGAAGGAAAAGAUGAAUGCGGCGAAAGGAUAUGCUACAGUUGUAGCUCUCCAGGUCUCUCUACCGAUCAGACAGUUCUUCUACGACAUCAUCCAUCCUGACUACAAUGCUGUGUGUGACGUCUAUGUGUUGAUGUUCCUGGUAGACGUCAUUAACUUCAUUGUCAUUGUGUUUGGUUACUGGGCUUUUGGGAAGCAUUCCGCUGCCGCGGACAUCACAGAAUCUCUCUCCGAGGAUCAGGUCCCCGAAGCCUUUCUGGUGAUGCUGCUGAUUCAGUUUGCCACUAUGAUUGUGGACCGGGCUCUCUACCUCCGGAAAACCGUCCUCGGAAAGGUUGUCUUCCAAGUCAUCCUGGUGUUUGGCAUCCAUUUCUGGAUGUUCUUCAUCCUCCCUGGGGUGACCGAGAGGAGGUUCAAUCAGAACUCUGUGGCUCAGCUUUGGUACUUUUUCAAAUGUAUUUACUUUGGCCUCUCCGCGUAUCAGAUCAAAUGUGGCUACCCAAACCGGGUGCUUGGCAACUUCCUGACCAAGAGUUACAACUACCUCAACCUGUUCCUAUUUCAAGGAUUUCGGAUGGUUCCCUUCUUGACAGAGUUGAGGGCAGUGAUGGACUGGGUGUGGACAGACACUACGCUCAGCAUUUCGAGCUGGAUUUGUGUAGAGGAUAUCUACGCUAACAUUUUCAUCCUGAAAUGCUGGAGGGAAUCCGAGAAGAGAUAUCCUCAGCCUUCAGGACAGAAGAAGAACAUGGUGGUGAAGUACGGAAUGGGUGGUCUCAUUAUCUUCUCACUGAUCUGCAUCAUAUGGUUCCCAUUGCUCUUCAUGUCACUGGUCAUGUCAGUGGCUGGAGUGACCAACCAACCCCUGGAUGUCUCCAUUGAAAUCAGCAUUGGUGGAUAUGAGCCUCUGUUUACAAUGAGCGCCCAGCAACAGAACCUGAGGCCAUUCUCCCAUGCGGCAUAUGACCAGCUGACUGCCCAGUACACUCCGUUUCCGUCCGCCAUGCAGUUUUUAGUCAAAUAUCUGCCAGAGGACAUCAUGGUAGCUCACAUAAAGAGUGAUGCUAAUUUACUGUGGAGCAUCACUCCGGCAAGCCUCAAAGCCAUGAGAGAGGAGAUUGCCAACUCGACCCACAUUUACAUCCAUCUUUACUGGACCAUCCUGAGGAACGCUUCUCUUACAAAUAACCCGGAGAUCACUGGCAAGAACACAGUGCUCUCCACAGACCGAGACGUCAGAGACGGACUGGUUCAGCUGUUAGAAGGAACCCAGAGGAAGCCUAUAGUGAUCCAGGGGCUGGUCCCACAGUACAUCCGAGCACCAGGUGGACUUGAAUCCAAGGAAGCCAGACGGAUGAAAGUGGUAGAUGUUCCCAAGACUGAGCGCUACCAGAGCCUGGCCUUCUACAGGAACAUCUCCCUGAAGCUGGAGGAGAACCCAGGCAAUGCCACGAGCGGGAUGUUAAAGUGGUGGAACGUCCAGGAAUAUGCGAGCCAGGCCUGCAGCAAUCUGCAACUCACCAUCUUCAGUGACAAAGUCAGCCCCUCUGGCCUGGGCUUCCUGGCUGGAUACGGGAUUGUGGGUCUGUACAUGUCUGUGGUGCUGGUCAUCGGCAAGUUUGUCCGCGAGUUCUUCAAUGGGAUCUCUCGCUCCAUAAUGUUUGAGGAACUGCCGAACACGGACAGAAUCCUGAAGCUCUGCACGGAUAUCUUCCUGGUCCGCGAGACUGGGGAGCUGGGGCUGGAGGAGCAGCUAUUUGCCAAACUCAUCUUCCUCUACAGGUCACCUGAGACCAUGAUCAAGUGGACUCGAGAGAGCAAGGAGUGAGGAACUGAGGUUAGCAAUCAAAGAUACUUUUCCUC
Messenger RNA from Callorhinchus milii (elephant shark), 8195 nucleotides. Its product is annotated as piezo-type mechanosensitive ion channel component 2-like. The record is from RefSeq and is a predicted model, not a curated record. Lineage: Eukaryota; Metazoa; Chordata; Chondrichthyes; Chimaeriformes; Callorhinchidae. The transcript is spliced from 54 exons.